Branchiostoma belcheri (Belcher's lancelet) is the source of this 1760-nucleotide messenger RNA. RefSeq names its product monocarboxylate transporter 13-like. The coding region runs from base 91 to 1485 and encodes 464 amino acids. The transcript is spliced from 5 exons. Gene Ontology annotation, molecular function: monocarboxylic acid transmembrane transporter activity. The record is from RefSeq and is a predicted model, not a curated record. Lineage: Eukaryota; Metazoa; Chordata; Leptocardii; Amphioxiformes; Branchiostomatidae. Gene Ontology annotation, biological process: monocarboxylic acid transport; transmembrane transport.
CCGAGUUAGCCAAUGUACACUGGGAGUUAGAAUUCACCCUGUACCUGAACCCCGGCUUGGCGUGGAGGGUCCUCUAGCUGAAGAGAAACCAUGGCGAACCCAGAGAGCCACCCUCAGCCUCCGGACGGCGGUUGGGGCUGGAUGGUGGUUCUGGCCGGGUUCAUCGUCACUGGAUGCACGUUCGGAACAUUCCGCUCCCUCGGAGUCUUCUUCCUGACGUUCAGCCAACAGUUUCAGGCCAGCUCCGCGGAGACGGCGUGGAUAACCUCUAUCCUUACCAGCGUUAUGCUUUUCCUUGCUCCGGUUGGCACUGCCUUGGCGAGCACCAUAGGUUUCCGCCCGACCAUCAUGUUGGGAGGGGUGCUCUCAGCAGCCGGCUACAUCGUCAGCCGUUUUGCGACCCGCAUAUUUCACUUGUACUUGGGAAUUGGAUGUCUGACAGGCCUUGGAUAUGCCUUAUGUCUUAGUCCUGCUUUCGCGAUUGUCGGGCAGUAUUUCACCAAAAGACGAGCCAUGGCCACCAGCCUGACCAUGCUGGGCUCAAGCGUCGCUUCCAUGUCGUUCCCGCCACUUUUCCAGUACCUGAUGGACGAGUUUGGUUGGAAGGGCGCUCUGCUUAUUAUAGGCGGCAUGAUGCUGAAUAUGACUGUAGCUGGAGCCUUGAUCAGACCUCUCGAGGCUUACAGAGACAGGGAUGACCCUAGAACGCUCAGAAACAGCAGAAUGAACGACUCAGACACAGUCCUGGAACCUGGAACAACAAAGAAAUGUUCUGCAGCUGCCGCGAACUUUCUAAAAAGGUUUUGGGCACAGAUGGACUUUAAAGUGAUCCUGAUACCUUCCGUGGCCCUGUAUUUGACCUCCUUGUUUAUAAUGCAGUUGGGCCUCAACGUUCCAACGCUGUACAUCGUCCCUCGCGCCAAGCAGCUUCAGAUCGAGGACUACGCGGCGGCGUCCCUCCUCUCAGUCAUCGCUAUCGCAGACAUGGUCGGUCGGUUAGCAGUCGGGGCCAUCCCGGACAACUCACGGUUCAGCCGGUUUGACCAGUACGGACUGAGUCUGUGCCUGUUGGGCAUCAUCAACCUCCUGUUUCCGCUCGCCAAGACGUACCCGGCGCUCGUGGCGUACGCUAUCGCACACGGGGCGUUCUUCGGCGCGUUUCUUCCGACGACACUGACCUGUCUGGCCGAACUGGUUGGCCCGAAGCGUCUUCCCAGUGCAAUUGGAAUUAUGAUGUCAAUACAGGGGUUUUCAUCGCUGGCUGGGCCACCGUUUGCAGGCUGGCUGUUCGACGAGACCCAAAGUUACGACGCCACGUUCCUCCAAGCCGGCGCCGGUUUCCUGCUGGCCGGGCUCUUGCCGUUCCUCCUGCGGCUCAGGAAGAAACGGCCGGCGGACACGACGGAGGAGCCGGCGGACUCGCCACAAACAGUGAAGGGGGAGAAUGAGACUUUAUUGGUACCAGAACGUGAAACCGCUGUCUGAUCAUUGUUGCAAUUCAACAGUGCAGUGAGCCACAAGUUUGUUUCCAACAAUGAUCACAAAACAUAUUUAGCAUUGCGUUUUUGACCUUAUGUGUUUAGAGAAAAAGAAGAGGAAGAAAAAAACAGACAAAACGAUAUGUUUCCCUCUACGAAUGUAAACAUAAUUGCCCCGAAGGCCACGCCUGCACGUUACGUCUAAGGUCGGUGAUAUGAAAGUUGGUGGUCCCUGUGUAUCGCAUUCUUGUGUGACAUGAUGAUAGCCAGUAAGAGUAGGUU